AUGCAGAAUUCCGGUGUGGAUCCUCCUUUGAUUAAAUGCGAUGUAACUCAAACAUGUGUGGAUACAACUGAUGUUUUUGUAACUGGUCAAAAAUUUGCUACAAGAGAAGAGGCGAUAAGUUGGAUUAAGGAGGUUGGAAUCAGGAAUAAAGUGACAGUUAUAAUGACUCGCUCAGAUACCAAAACAGGCAAGAGAGGAAGAAGUGAUAAAUUAGUAUUUGGUUGUGAUAGAGGUGGAAAAUACAAAAAAAUAGAUAGCGAAACCCAAAGUGCUAGUAAGAGAUGUGGUUGUCCUUUCAAAAUUAGGUCAACACCGUCGAACGAUGGUUCUGGAUGGAAGAUCGAUGUAAAAUGCGGAGUACACAACCACGGCUUACCUGAUAGAUUUGAAGGUCAUGCUUUCGUAAGUCGACUAAAUACAGAUGAUAAGCAACAUAUUGUUGAUUUGACAAAACGCCAUGUUCCACCAAGACACAUAUUAUUGUCAUUGCAAGAGCGCGACCCGGAAAAUGUCACUCGGAUCACGCAAAUAUACAAACAUAAGAGUAAGAUACAAAAAGACAUAAGGGGUCCCAGAACAGAAAUGCAACAGUUGCUCAAGAUGGUUGAAGAAUCGGGUUAUGUUUACUGGAGUAGGAAAAAGGAUGAGUCAGAAGUUGUGAGAGAUAUUUUUUGGGCUCAUCCAGAAUCAGUGAAGUUGCUGAAUAUGUUUCCUAUUGUAUUGAUUAUGGACUGCACAUACAAGACAAACAAGUACAGACAACCGUUGUUUGAAAUAGUUGGUAUGACAUCAACUAAAUUAACAUUUGAUGUUGCAUUUGCCUAUAUGGAAUCUGAGCAGACAGAGACUUUUUGUUGGGUAUUGGAUAAGUUGAAACAGUUGUUUAUCAAGCAGGAUGAUUGUCCUCAGGUAAUCUUGACUGAUAGAGAUCUUGCUUUAAUGAAAGCCAUUGAAACAAUAUUUCCAAAGACAACUAAUUUGCUUUGCCGAUUUCACAUCAACAAAAACGUGAAAUCAAAGUGUAAGGAACAUGUUGUGGAUGAUAUGCGAGAAAAUCUGGAGAAAAUGUGGUUUGAACUUACAAGGGCUAGUGAUGAGAUGGAGUACCAUCAAAGGUUGAAACAACUUGAGGAUGCAUGUGUUGACUCCAAAGGUUUUAUUGAUUAUGUGAAUGAAACAUGGUUGACACCUCACAGACAUCGAUUUGUCGAAGCAUGGAUCAAUCAAGUGUUACAUUUGGGCAACACCACAACAAAUAGGGUGGAGUCUGCGCAUUGGAAACUUAAGCAAAUGUUAGAGAAUAGCUUAGUAUCAAGAGCUGCAUUGAGGCAGAUUGCUGAAGAGUGGUUGAGGAUUGACAUGGUGGGUACCGAUACGCAAAAGUGCGGAUGUACUCAUAGAAAAGUAUAUGGGUUACCAUGUGCUUGUGAGUUAGGGAGAUAUACAUUGAGUGGUGAUGCGAUACCAAUUGAGGUUAUUCAUAUUCAUUGGAGGAAACUAAGUAUGGAAGGAAAUCAAGAUAUAGAUGCAAAUGAUGGAUCAGAAAUAGACAUGACAAAUGCAAUCGAUGAAAUUUGGAAAAGGUGGAAGUCACUAGAUGUUGUAGGAAAAAAAGCAUUAAAAAGCAGAGGGUGUGAGAUUGCUUAUCCGACUACAACAAAGAUGUGUCCACCGCCUGAAAAAAUUAAAACCAAAGGAGGGGUUAAGAAGAAAGGGAAGAGACCUGUGGGAUAUGAUGUUUAUCGUGAUCCUUCAGGAUAUGAGUAUGUUGAUCAAGCACAUUCGAGUUCUCAAAAAUCUUCAAAGAGACCAUUUAUUGAUGACAUUGUUGAUGUAAGAGAUGAUGGAAAUUGUGGGUUUAGAGCCAUUGCAUCUUUGCAUGGUUAUGGCACAGAUGGAUGGUCAAUGGUUCGUCGGGAUUUGGAGAAAGAAAUUAUAGGUCCUAGAAGUAAGUUGUAUGAGGAUGUAUUUGGUAAACUCCUUCCAACAGUGAGAUCAUCGUUGGUGAUAGAAACUUUAGGACAACAACCACCAAAUAAAUGGAUGACGUUACCUGAGUUGGGAUAUGUAAACAUGAAUGAAGGAUUCCCGUUGCCACCUGUCACAACUGAUUGGACAAAAUAUCGCACAAAAGAUGCAACUUCUUGGAUUAUAGGAUUUGCCGGGCGGUUACAACAUUGGCAACGGCUAAUGCCUAUACUACCAAAAUAUGUCAGCUUAGAUUGA
Vicia villosa (hairy vetch) is the source of this 2226-nucleotide messenger RNA. RefSeq names its product PKS-NRPS hybrid synthetase cheA-like. The transcript is spliced from 6 exons. The record is from RefSeq and is a predicted model, not a curated record. NCBI's taxonomy places the organism in Eukaryota, Viridiplantae, Streptophyta, Magnoliopsida, Fabales, Fabaceae. Gene Ontology annotation, molecular function: DNA-binding transcription factor activity, RNA polymerase II-specific. Bases 1 to 2226 code for a protein of 741 amino acids.